This is a messenger RNA of Cyprinus carpio (common carp), 2126 nucleotides long. It is a transcript of the gene phospho2, whose product is annotated as phosphatase, orphan 2. Gene Ontology annotation, molecular function: phosphatase activity. Lineage: Eukaryota; Metazoa; Chordata; Actinopteri; Cypriniformes; Cyprinidae. The record is from RefSeq and is a predicted model, not a curated record.
CGGCGGCCUAUCAGAGACGAGCCAUCGCUUGAGGGGCGGUGAUGUAUCAUGCUUUGUGUUGUAAGCAAGUGUCGGUCUUGAACGAAAUCGAAUAAUUCAGUCAAACUGCAGCUUCAGAAUGAAGACCUUAGUAGUGUUCGACUUCGAUCACACUAUAGUGGAUGACAACAGCGACACAUGGGUGAUCCGCUGCACUCCCGAGCAGACGUUACCGGACUGGCUGAAGAAGUCAUACCAGAGAGGCCGCUGGACCGAGUACAUGGCUCGAGUCUUGACCUACAUCGGUGACCAGUCCGUCCAGCCGGAGCACAUGCGCGCGGUCAUGGAGAGCAUCCCGUUCACCGACGGAAUGAUCGAGCUCCUGACCUUCAUAUCUGAGAACAAGAAAGACAUCGACUGCAUCAUAAUCUCCGAUUCUAACACUGUCUUCAUAGACUGGGUUUUGCAUGCAUCAGGGUUGAAGUCCGCUAUGGAUGACGUCUUCACCAACCCUGCCAGCAUCGAUGCGCGCGGCUAUGUGAGUUUGCGCUGCUGUCACGCGCACGACUGUCAGCAAUGUCCUGUAAACCUGUGCAAGAGGAGGGUGCUGCAUGAUUUCAGAGAGAAGCAGGCUAAGGCUGGUGUGCAUUAUGAGAGGAUUUGCUAUAUAGGAGAUGGAGGAAAUGACUUUUGCCCUAUUAAAGAAUUGAAAGAAGGGGAUAUUGCAAUGCCUAGGAAAGGAUUCACCCUUGAGAAACUGUUGUGCAAAGCCAUUUCAGAGGGUUCAGAGUCACUCCCAGCGAAAAUCAUGCCUUGGGCUAGCGGCAAUGAAAUCCUCAGGGAACUAAGAGCUCUAAUUGAGUAAUACAGUAUUAUAACCAGUAUUGUGAGUAACUACAAACUCACUGAACUAUAUGAAUAGCACAUGUUUAUUCUGCAGUAAAUGCAUUAUGUGCAUCCUAUCAUAACUCAUUUCCCCCUUAAUCUACUUGAUAAACUAAUUCGGGCAUGCUGUAAUAUCUGUCAUGAUUAAGUUUACAUUUCGGUUGCGGUGCACAUUUGUAAAUGUCAUUUUUAGCAGAUUUACAUCUAAUUGUUUUAAAUCUCUUGGAGAUUUAAAUCAUAAAAUAAGCUCACUGUUUGGAUUUAUAUAACAAAUAAUUUAACAGUUUGAGGUGCUUAAUAUGUAAUUCAUUGAGGUUUGCUGCAGAACGUCUAAAUGAACAAAUGUAAAUGUGUUAGCUAGCUGAAUAUUUAUUCUAAAAUAUGCACGACGAAAAAUACUAUGCUAAUAUAUACCAUUGUUGUCAUGCUGUAAGAAUUAAUGCAGCCUGAAUGAGACACUGCAGUUUGGUACUACUAUGAAAUGAAAAUAGUUUAAUAUUUAAAUGCAGAAGAUAUAAAAUGGACCUUAUUAUUAUUAUUAUUAUUAUUAUUAUUAUUAUUAUUAUUAUUAUUAUUAAUGGAAACCCUAAUCUGCUUGUUAGUACCUUAUUUGCAUAUACAGUGGACCCCAAAAGUCUGAGACCGCUAGUAGAGUUUUUAUUUUAGUUAUAUUAUUAUUAUGUUUUAUAUAUAUAUUAUUAAUAUUUUUAAUUGAUUGUAUAUUACAAAUAAAUUAAAUAAUAAAACAAAAAUAUAUAAAUAUUUGCAUAAGGAAAUGUACUUUACAAAUGGUCAGAAAUUUGAAAUUGAAUUUCCUAUUAAUUUUACGGCAUUAUUAUUACUGAAACACAUUUUUUAUUUAUUUCAGAUUGUCAGUGUUGUCUCACACUUUUGGACCUCACUGUAUGUUUCAGUGAUGAGUCCUGAUAACAGCAGUUUGGGGUGACUUUAUAUCAACAGUGUUGUGAAUGUUUGUUCCUGCUGAGCUUGAAUUUAGAUGGGUAUUAUAAAUGCAGCCUGAUUCUUGAUUUGGAGUGUUGUAUUGAAAGCAGACGGAUGAAAGGAAACAGGGACUCUAGUACUGGUUUAUAAACGACAGAGAAGCUUGCAUGUCAGAAAAGUUAUAUGACUGGAGCAUCGCCAUACUCUCCUAAACCGAGACCUUGUUCCUGUUAAUAUUUACAACAAAUCCUGUGUCCUUUGUACUCGUGACACACAGGCCAUUCACAUGUUUAGUGUCUGAUUAUAAAGGAAUAAAUUAA